Hordeum vulgare subsp. vulgare (domesticated barley) is the source of this 622-nucleotide messenger RNA. RefSeq lists its product as uncharacterized. Lineage: Eukaryota; Viridiplantae; Streptophyta; Magnoliopsida; Poales; Poaceae. Bases 105 to 488 code for a protein of 127 amino acids. The transcript has 4 exons. The record is from RefSeq and is a predicted model, not a curated record.
CUCCCCUCGCUAGUCCACAUGCUCACAGCCGCCUCCCUCCCCACUUCGGCACCUGCGGAUGCCAUCUCGUUGCCGAUGCGGCAUGGUCCUCGCGCGGAACCAAGAUGGAGCAGCGCCAGAUCGAGCGGCAGCAAUAUGCGGCGGCCGGAGACCUUGGCGACCUGCGACGACGCGCGUCGGUAGCUGCUUGCCUAGCCACGGCUAACCGGGUGACGGGGAGCGGCGGCCCAGUUGGCUCCUCUCAUCGCCAUCUUCGCUACCGCAGUGCCGGCCCCGUCUUUCCUUCUCCACCAGUGACACGCAAGAGCACACAAGAAAGCGCUCACCCAAUCAAACAACACAAGUCUAUCUUGAGGAGAAGGCUUAACACGCCGUCUGCAGCGACUCUAGCGCCCAUGGAUCCGGCUACCUGCUCAUCUGAGGCGGCAAUGGCAAGAGCAUAUUGUGCAGAGGAAGAGGAUGAGAAGAAACUUUUGGUUCUCAUCUAAUCUUUGUGGAACUCUUUUUAUGUGCGGUUGUGUAUUUGUUGGGUCCUUUUUCUGUGCACUUGCACUUGCAGAAGUAUCCUGUUAUGUACAUAUAAAAUUAUUUUGAUGUGCCCUUGUUAGGCGUUGAACCUUAA